Molecule: messenger RNA, 1838 nt
Organism: Suricata suricatta (meerkat)
Lineage: Eukaryota; Metazoa; Chordata; Mammalia; Carnivora; Herpestidae
Gene: CASP8
Product: caspase 8
Exons: 9
Coding region: 324-1763 (479 amino acids)
Biological process (GO): apoptotic process; proteolysis; negative regulation of extrinsic apoptotic signaling pathway via death domain receptors
Molecular function (GO): protein binding; cysteine-type endopeptidase activity
Source: RefSeq, a predicted model, not a curated record
CUCUUGUCCCUUGUGAUUUUUUAAAGCUCUGCUGAAUUUGCUAAUAAGUUCUGAAUGUAAAGGACCAGAAGUGAAUUCCCUGGGGAGGCAGAAAGGGGAGUUAUGGAAAGUGAAAGAAAACUUCUUCCUGGAGGUGUUUCCAGCCCCACCGCCCUCCUCCCCACCCUGUUUCAUGGGAAUUUUCUCUGGCUGUGUGGACAAGCCUUAGGAAUUUGUAUGAAAUCAGGCAGUUCAGGGGUGCUGGCCCUGGGCACUUGGUGACUGUGAUGUUGCUGGGACAGGUGGAGCAGGCGACAACUACAUUCUCCUGACACUUGACCAACAUGAACUUCAAUAAAUGUCUCUAUAAUAUUGGGGAACAGCUGGGCAGUGAUGAGCUGGCCUCCCUCAAAUUCCUGAGCCUGGACUACAUCCCACAAAAGAAGCAAGAGCCUAUCAAAGAUGCCUUGAUGCUAUUCCAGAGACUCCAGGAAAAGAGAAUGUUGGAGGAAAGCAACUUGUCCUUCUUGAAGGAGCUGCUUUUCCGAAUUAAUAGACUGGACCUGCUGUUCAAGUACCUGCACACCAGCAGGGAAGAGAUGGAGCAGGAGCUUCAAACACCAGGCAGAGCCCAGAUCUCCCCCUACAGGGUCAUGCUUUUUCAGAUUUCAGAAGAUGUAACCACAUCGGAAUUGAGGUGUUUUAAGUUUCUUUUGAGCCAGGAGAUCUCCAGAUGUAAAGUGGAUGAUGAUAUGAACUUAUUUGAUAUUUUCAUAGAGAUGGAAAAGAGGGUCAUCCUCGGGGAAAACAAUUUGGACAUUCUGAAAAAAAUCUGUGACCAAAUCAACAAGAGCCUGCUGAAGAAAAUCACUGAUUAUGAAGAAUUAAGCAGAGAGGGAAGACUGAGCCUUCAAAGAAGUCAAGAUGACUUCUCAAAUGGGGGGGAAUCUCUGGCAAUGGUGGCAUUGUUGGACUCUCUAGAAGAACAGGACAAUGAGUCACAGACAUUGGACAAAGUUUACCGAAUGAAAAGCAAACCUCGAGGAUAUUGUUUGAUCUUUAAUAAUUAUGAUUUUAGCAGAGCACGGAAGGAUGUACCCAAACUUCAGAACAUUAAGGAUAGGAAUGGAACAGACUUUGAUGCAGAGGCUUUGAGUAAGACCUUUAGUGACCUUCAUUUCGAGAUUGUGAAUUUCAAAGACUCUACAGCAAAGACAAUCUGUGAGGUUCUGGAAACCUACCAAAAAAUGGACCAUAAUAACAAGGAUUGCUUCAUCUGCUGCAUCCUCUCCCAUGGAGACAAGGGCAUCAUUUAUGGCUCUGAUGGGCAGGAAGCCCCCAUCUAUGAGCUGACUUCUUACUUCACUGGUUCAAUGUGCCCUUCCCUUGCAGGCAAGCCCAAAAUCUUUUUUAUUCAGGCUUGUCAAGGGGAAAAGUACCAGAAAGGUAUAGCUGUUGAGACUGACUCUGAACAGAAAGAAGCCUAUUUAGAAAUGGACUCAUCACUUCAGAAGAGAUAUAUCCCAGAUGAAGCUGACUUUCUACUGGGAAUGGCCACUGUGAACAACUGUGUUUCCUACCGAAACCCCAUGGAGGGGACCUGGUAUAUCCAGUCGCUUUGCCAGAGCCUAAGAGAAAGAUGUCCUAAGGGUGAAGAUAUUCUUACCAUCCUUACCGACGUGAACUUUGAAGUGAGCAAUAAGGAUGACAAGAAAAACAUGGGAAAACAAAUGCCCCAACCUACUUUCACACUGAGGAAAAAACUCAUCUUCCCUCUUAAUUGAUGCUGACUAGUUGCACAACACUAUGCUUAAUUUAUUUGUUAGUCAAAUGCUGCUAUUGGCUUUUUUUUUUUUUUU